Molecule: messenger RNA, 1269 nt
Organism: Trichoderma virens Gv29-8
Lineage: Eukaryota; Fungi; Ascomycota; Sordariomycetes; Hypocreales; Hypocreaceae
Exons: 2
Coding region: 1-1269 (422 amino acids)
Source: RefSeq, a predicted model, not a curated record
AUGGACAGCCUCAUCGGCAGCUCGAGUUCUCAGUCCAAGACGGCCUCGCCAUUCUCAGCUCUCCACUUACCGCAGUCCGAAUGGAAGGAUUAUUUUUCCACUACCCACGCAGCUUCAGUUAAAAAUGAGACUGCCACACUACUUCACUUUCAGUAUAACCUCGCGCCAUGGAUUGAAGCGGGCGACGUAGGGUCUUCCUUUGGGACCGAAGUUAUGCUACUUGCACAGAAACGACGGUCAAUAUUGUCUGCUAUUUCGUCGGCUGCUUCCACCCAACUGGCUAGGUCUAAUUCGGCGUAUGGAGGUUCUACGAUGGUUCCACGAGAUACUGAUCCGUCUCUUGCCCUUGAAGAGCCAAGGGUAAGGAGGAUUGGACUAGCACUGUUGGCCUUGGGAGAGGUUUUCACUUUGAGUCCUUCUCAAUGGAGAAGACUCUCCUUUUUCCAAUCGGAUGAGUCUACGAGAAAUGCGAAUAGCUUUUCAGGGUUUGGAGAGCCGCUGGAAACUUUGUUGCGGUUUCAUUCCAGGAUUGAUCAGCCACCACUAACAUCUUUGGGAUUCACCAUGAAUCACGACCCGGCAGACCGUACCCUCCCAUUGUCGACAAAGUCAAUUUACAACGCCUGUCUAAUUCAGCUCGCGAGCUGUCUCCAACUGCUCAACGGCAACAAUAUCAACAAUAUUGCUUCUAACUCACCACCAUUCUACAUGCCAACAACUCAAGAAUCCAUGUCCCCAGGUGCAGGCUCAUAUUUCUCAUCAAAAUGGUCCACCUUAUGGUCAAAUUGCCAGCAAUGGUACCACAGCCGCCCCGUCGAAAUGCAGCCCAUUCUAGAAAUACGCAGCGUUGAAGCCGGCCAAAUCGACGCUGACAACGACUCCUCGUUCCCAAUACCCGUCUACACCAGCUCUAUUGCUCUACAGUGUAAUAUUGUCUACCACAUCUCAUCACGCCUUCUCUUAUUACGCAAACCUCGGCUUCUGCGACUAUCUAGCCGCCAGCGUCAUCUCACGUCCCUAAGCUGGCAUGCUCAACAAAUUGCCGGAACCGCGACACGCAAUGAUUUCGCGGAGCAAUGGGAUCCUAUUCUCGUCGCGGGGCUGCUGUGGAUUGCUAGGGACAUGACGCAUCCGUCGCAGCAGGAGUCGCUCAUAUCAUGCUUCCGCCAGAUAUCGUCCAGCACGGGAAUCAAGCUGGAUGAAGAAAUACAAGCGCUGAGGGCGAGAUGGAACAGCUCGCAAGUGAGAGGCUUCCAACUCCCUGGUUGA